Messenger RNA from Zalophus californianus (California sea lion), 2871 nucleotides. It is a transcript of the gene BBS1, whose product is annotated as Bardet-Biedl syndrome 1. Gene Ontology annotation, molecular function: patched binding; smoothened binding. Lineage: Eukaryota; Metazoa; Chordata; Mammalia; Carnivora; Otariidae. The transcript has 19 exons. Gene Ontology annotation, cellular component: centrosome; axoneme; BBSome. The coding region runs from base 37 to 1968 and encodes 643 amino acids. The record is from RefSeq and is a predicted model, not a curated record. Gene Ontology annotation, biological process: non-motile cilium assembly; protein localization to cilium.
UGGCCGGAGCCGGUUGCCAAGGCGACGCCUGCAAAGAUGGCUGCUGCGUCUUCGUCGGAUUCCGACAGCGGCAGAGCUGAGAGCAAUGAGGCCAGUUCGAAAUGGCUGGACGCACACUACGACCCCAUGGCCAACAUCCACACCUUUUCCUCCUGCCUGGCGCUGGCAGAUUUGCAUGGGGAUGGGGAGUACAAGCUGGUUGUGGGGGACCUUGGCCCCAGUGGGCAGCAUCCCCGCCUGAAGGUGCUCAAAGGACCCACAGUGCUGACCGAAAGUCCCUUACCUGCACUGCCAGCUGCCGCCGCCACCUUCCUCAUGGAGCAGCACGAGCCCCGGACACCAGCUCUCGCACUCGCUUCAGGCCCUUGUGUGUACGUGUAUAAGAAUCUUAGGCCCUACUUCAAGUUCAGCCUGCCCCAGUUGCCUCCAAACCCCCUGGAACAAGAUCUCUGGAACCAGGCCAAGGAGGACCGGAUUGACCCCUUGACCCUGAAGGAGAUGCUGGAAGGCAUCCGGGAGAAGGCAGAGGUGCCUUUGUCUGUGCAGUCACUCAGGUUUUUACAGCUGGAGCUGAGUGAAAUGGAGGCAUUUGUGAGCCAGCACAAGUCCAGGUCCAUCAAGCGGCAGACAGUCAUCACAACCAUGACCACGUUAAAGAAGAACCUGGCUGACGAGGAUGCUGUGUCCUGCCUGGUGCUGGGCACUGAGAACAAGGAGCUCCUGGUGCUGGACCCGGAGGCCUUCACCAUUUUGGCCAAGAUGAGCCUACCCAGUGUGCCCGUCUUCCUGGAGGUUUCUGGCCAGUUCGAUGUAGAGUUCCGGCUUGCCGCUGCCUGCCGCAACGGGAACGUCUAUAUCCUGAGAAGAGACUCCAAGCACCCCAAGUACUGCAUCGAGCUGAGUGCCCAGCCUGUGGGGCUUGUCCGGGUACACAAGGUCCUGGUGGUGGGCAGCACCCAAGAGAGCCUGCAUGGCUUCACCCACAAGGGUAAGAAGCUGUGGACAGUGCAGAUGCCAGCAGCCAUCUUGACCAUGAACCUCCUGGAGCAGCGCUCGCGGGGCCUGCAGGCCGUCAUGGCUGGGCUGGCCAAUGGAGAAGUCCGCAUUUACCAUGAUAAGGCCCUGCUCAAUGUCAUCCGCACCCCGGAUGCGGUGACCAGCCUUUGCUUUGGCCGCUACGGGCGGGAGGAUAACACCCUCAUCAUCACUACUCGGGGCGGUGGCCUGAUCAUCAAGAUCCUGAAGCGUACAGCAGUGUUUGUGGAAGCAGGAGGUGUGGUGGGCCCCCCACCAGCCCAGGCGAUGAAACUCAGUGUGCCCCGAAAGACCCGGCUUUAUGUGGAUCAGACACUGCGAGAGCGGGAGGCUGGCACCGCCAUGCACCGGACCUUCCAGACCGACCUCUACCUGUUGCGCCUCCAGGCCGCCCGUGCCUACGUGCGGGCCCUCGAGUCCAGCCUGAACCCUGUGUCUGUGAUGGCCCGGGAGCCCCUCAAGCUGCACGCUGUGGCCCAGAAACCAAGCCGCAGAGUGGGCCAUACUCUCCAGCUCCUUUGGCCCGUGCCGUGCCUCAGACAAGCCCCCAGAUCUCGGGCAGGGCACGCAAGGAGUCGCCUUGGGACGUUUCUUCCCAGGACUGGAGGGGCUCUCACAGCUAUGGUUCAGGGCCUGGGCCCCACCUUUAAGCUCACACUUCACCUGCAGAACACCUCAGCAGCCCGACCCAUCCUGGGGCUCCUGGUCUGCUUCCUGUACAACGAGGUGCUCUAUGCCCUGCCCCGGGCCUUCUUCAAGGUCCCCUUGCUGGUGCCAGGACUCAUCUACCCCCUGGAGACCUUUGUGGAGAGUCUCAGUGACAAGGGCAUCUCAGACAUUAUCAAGGUGCUCGUGCUUCGUGAAGGCCAGAGCGCACCCCUGCUGAGCGCCCAUAUCAACAUGCCUGUGAGCGAGGGGCUGGCAGCUGCCUGACCCCCGGACUGGUGUUGAAGCCCCUGCGGAAUCAGGACCAGGAAGAUCCAGCCCUUUGCAGUGAGCUGGGCAGAGCCAGUGGCCCCAGGCCCAUUCCCCGAGCAGCAGUGUGUUGGGGCUACAGUUUCCUUCUCCUCUCCUCUAAGUGUCUCCUUUCUCACCACCCUGACUGCUGGGUGACCUAUAGAAGCAGGUCAGUGAGGUUCAGCUCCUUCCCCCUCAGGAAAUCACAGGGGACUUCUCUGCAUCCUCCCCACUUUUCUCCAGAAAUCACACCAGGUCCGAAGGAAGCUCUCUGAAGUGGUUAAUAUGUGAUGAGGGGCAUAGGCCCAGCCUUCUCCUUUGCUGCUUUCCUUUGUUACUUUACUCGUGUGUGGCUGCAGGCCCGGGCCAGAAUUGGCUAUGGCCUGACCUGGGGCAAUCAGAGGCUUUUCUUGGGCAAGACUGAGCCCCCUGUUGCUGCCUGGGGUUCCAGAGGCUUGGCUGAUGCUAGCUCAGCUUACAGGCAAAACACAUGCUCUGAUCUCUCCUUGUGAGCUAAACAAGGGACCCCCUCUUGCUAUUCAGGGGGCCCAGGGAAUAGCUGCCUCCCCACAGGGGGCUUUCCUGAAAUUUGGGCUCCACCAAGGUCUCAGGCCUGUGAUGCUCCAUGAAGGUUGCCAGGAGAGGAACUGGUGCAGGAAGGCAUAGAGUGCCCGUGCAGGGAGCUCGUGACCCCCGCCCCCCCCCCCCGACUUCUGAAGACCACACAGCUUCUGCCCCUCACUUGGAUUUUAUGCCCAGAAAGGGCGUCCCCGGAGAGGAAGGCUCAGUUAGAGCAGAGGUGGGGCUAGGGUGCACAGGAGAGGUGUUUCUGGAAUCCUGGGGAAGUGGCACAGGAAGCACAAGCCCGGAACAGCUCCU